Molecule: messenger RNA, 1347 nt
Organism: Fraxinus pennsylvanica
Lineage: Eukaryota; Viridiplantae; Streptophyta; Magnoliopsida; Lamiales; Oleaceae
Source: the annotation of a GenBank genome assembly
AUGGUCUUUCUACUUGAUCUUCAAGCAAUUCAGCUCCCGUCAAUAUACGAGUUGUUAAGAAAAGUGUUUGCAUCACCUAAUAUUAUAAAAUUGGGUUUUAGAUUUAAACAGGAUUUAGUUUAUUUAUCCUCCACUUUCUGCUCUCAAGACUGCAAUCCUGGUUUUGAUAGAGUAGAACCUUUUAUAGAUAUUACAAGCAUAUAUAACUAUCUACAACAACCUAAGCAACUUGGAAGAAAAGUACCAAAGCAAACAAAGAGCUUGGCAGCAAUCUGCAAGGAAGUUUUGGGCAUUUCACUUUCAAAGGAACUUCAAUGUAGCGACUGGUCACAGCGCCCCUUAACCAAAGAGCAGAAGAUGUAUGCAGCUGCAGAUGCUUAUUGCUUGCUUGACAUAUUUAAGGUCUUCCAGGCCAAAAUUGUUAGAGAAGGACAUUCUUCUCGAAAUUCCAGUAAAAAUUGGUCAUCUAACUUUGAUUUGGGGUUGAAGCAGAUUUUUGAGACACCUGACAGUUGCAAUUUGGUAACAAGGACUAGACUUUGUGAAGCUUCAGAUAUGAUACGCGUCAAUAUACCUGAAUUACACAGCACCGUACAGACAGAUGCAAAGUUAGAUUCCAUGAAGUCUUGUGAAGUUACAAAACAAGUAGAUGAGGCACUCUUGUGGAUUAUUAGAAAAUAUGGUGACAGAAUUUUGUUAAAGGAUUCUGAUAGAAAGCCUAAAACUUCGAAAAAGAAAGUUAAAAAAUCUUCUGCUGGAUUGAUGUGCAAAGAAAAGAGACCAGAAAUUACAGAUGAUUGGCAAGGCCCUCCUCCAUGGGAUCCAGCAUUGGGUGGUGAUGGAUCCCCUAAGUUUCUGUGUGACGUGAUGGUUGAAGGCUUAGCUAAGCACCUACGGUGCGUUGGGAUAGAUGCUGCAAUUCCACAUUCUAAGAAGCCUGAAACCAGGGAUUUAAUAGACCAAGCAGACAAGGAGAAGAGGGUUCUCUUAACACGGGAUGCCAAGCUUUUGAGACACGAGUAUUUGAUAAAGAAUCAAAUAUACAGGGUGAAGAGUUUACUUAAAAAUGAACAGCUGCUCGAGGUAAUUGAAACAUUUGAACUGAAAAUUUCCGAGGAUCGGCUGAUGUCAAGGUGCACUAAAUGCAACGGGAAGUUCAUCCCGAAACCAUUAUCUACUGAAGAGGCUGUAGAAGCUGCCAAGGGAUUUCAAAUUAUUCCGAACUGCUUGUUUAAGAAGAAUAUAGAGUUUUGGCAGUGUAUUGACUGCAAUCAACUUUACUGGGAGGGAACUCAGUAUCAUAAUGCAGUACAGAAAUUCAUUACUGUUUGCAAGUUAAACGAGUAA